AUGACCCAGAGUGGGACCGUGGAGAACAAUGAGGCGGCUUUUCUCCUGACGCGUCCCCGGGGGCGGAAUAAGACUGGAAGUUUCUGGGGAAGACGCCUCCGCUCGGGCCUCGGCUCGCGGACGCACCGUAGCCGCAGUGUGGUGGAAAGACGCCGGCGCUGCGCGGGCCUCCGGCGGCGGCGGCGGCAGCUGUGCUGGGGGGGGAAGUGAUGCUUCGCUGACUUUGUGUGAAAACAAAAACAAAUGAGUCCGGUGGCGUCCUGCGCGCGGCGGCAGCGGCGGCGGCGGCGGGGGCCACCGUGAAGUCCCGUCCCCCUUUUUCCUCCCGAUGCCAAAAGCGUUUUGCGUAGUGACUUCCGCCCCGCUCGGCUUCCCUUCCCCACUGGUCCGCAUCAGCCGGCGAGCAGCUGGCGUGACAGGAGGAUACGGUAUCACGGCGAGCCGCCGAGGGCUGACUUAAAAAGUUCAUUUAGAACGUGGCUCCGCGUCGAGAGCGCCUGACGCGGGUCGAAGAAGGAUUAGGAGACUCGGACGAAGACCGCUGCUCACGCGCUGGGAUUUGCUACUUUCUUGUGAAGAGGCGGAUCUAAUGAGACACGGCGACUUCAGCAUGUUGAAGCUGUCUGCGGACUGUACGUGGAAGUACACGGAGUGUUUUCCUCCAACUCGCAGGCCUGCGUGACGGUCCGGGACAUUUGAUAUUAUCCGCGGCUCCCGCACAUCACGUCCACGCAACCAUUUUUUGCGGGUGUUUUUGUUUUGGACAGGCGGGGAGGGGGGAUUCCUCCUCACGGGCUGCACGGGCUUUGCUCCCCAGGCGUCUGUCCCCACUACGCGGUCGUUUUCUUAUAUUUUAGUGGGUAGUUUACAUUUUUAAAUGUGUAACAUUAGCCAUGGGGGGCUGCGUGGCCGUGGCGCGCGCCGCUCACCCCUCUCCAACAGGCAGUAAAGCCAUUAGAGCCUAUUUGGGUUUUCUGGAAAGGGGUCUUCUUUCCACAUAGUUGGUCGUGUCGCUGAGCCACCAUGGUGUAUUAUUAUUCCGUGGGCAUUUUUCACGCUCCUGUGAGGUUCCGUGACAGCUUCUGUUUUAGCCGUUAGCCGGCGGGUUUGCAAACAGCAAACAAGUCUACUGCGGCUUUUCUUUUGCUGAACUUGGUGCAUUUUCCAGGUGUCUCCUUUACGCGUGACGUGUCCGUCACGGCUCCCGAAGAAGACUGAUCAUAUUGUAUUGAUCCUAAAUUAAUUUGGCUGCUGUUUUGGCCGAGUGUUGCCGUGUUUUCCAGGCUGACGCUGACAUAUUGCCUGUCGGGGUUGCCCUGUGCUUUUAAAUCUCCAUCUUCACCCCCGGUGCUACGGAGCAGCUCGUUUUUUUUUUUUUUAAAUUUAUUUAUUAUUAUUUCUUUUGAAUCCCCGACCUCAUUUCCACCAUGAGUAACAUCCACAAGGUGGUGAAUGUGUUGCUACGUGGACUCGUCAUCUAUGCGGUACUGGGCUUGGAGUGCACUUACCAGAAUGAUCUACCCAGCCACUCGUCUGAGGCUGCGAGCGUGGCCACCGCAGAUGCCUGCCUGAUAGUGAUGCCCCCGUGCGUGGGCGAAGGAGACCGCUUCAGCCUGGAGGCGCUGCGGCACAUCCACAAGCAGCUGGACGACGACAACGACGGGGGGAUCGAGGUGAACGAGAGCGUGGAGUUCAUAAUAGAAGACAUGAAGCAGCAGCAAACCAAUAAACACAGCAACCUGCACCGUGAGGAUCAGCACAUCACUGUGGAGGAACUGUGGAAGGCCUGGAAGAUCUCUGAAGUCCACAACUGGACAGUGGAGGACACGGUGCGGUGGCUCAAGGAGUCGGUGGAGCUGCCGCAGUACGAGAGGAACUUCCGGGACUUCGGGGUGACGGGGAACACCUUACCUCGAUUAGCGGCAAAUGAACCGUCCUUUAUGUCGAUGCAGCUGAAGAUAUUAGACCAGCGGCAUAAACAAAAGCUGAACCUCAAGGCGCUCGACGCCGUGCUGUUUGGCCCUCCGCUCCGUCCACAGCAUAACUGGAUGAAAGACUUCGUCCUGAUGGUCUCCAUAGUGAUUGGCGUGGGGGGCUGCUGGUUUGCUUAUGUGCAAAACAAGUCCAGCAAGGUGCACAUCUCUCAGAUGAUGAAGGAUCUGGAGAGCCUGCAACACGCUGAGCAAAGCCUCCUGGACCUGCAGAGUCGGCUGGAAAAAGCCCAGGAGGAGAACCGGACCGUGGCGGUGGAGAAACAAAACCUGGAGCAGAAGAUGCGGGACGAGAUCACCGGGGCUAAAAAGGAGGCUCACAGGCUGCGGGAGCUGCGAGAGGGCGCCGAGUGUGAGCUGAGCCGGCUGAAAUACGCCGAGGAGGAGCUCGUACAGGUGCGGAAGGCUCUGAAGCGGGCGGAGAAGGAGAUGGCGUCGGAGCGCUCGGUGCCCGACGCGCUCCAGAAGUGGCUCCAGCUCACGCACGAGGUGGAGGUCCAGUACUACAACAUCAAGAAGCAGAACGCCGAGUUCCAGCUGUGCGUCGCCAAAGACGAGGCAGAGAAAAUAAAGAAGAAGCGAGGUUCUGUGUUUGGGACUCUUCACGUCGCCCACAGUUCGUCCCUGGACGAGGUGGACCACAAGAUACUAGAGGCAAAGAAAGCCCUGUCCGAGGUGACGGCGUGCCUCAGGGAGCGGCUGCACCGCUGGCAGCAGAUCGAGAAGCUGUGCGGCUUCCCGGUGGUCAACAACUCGGGGCUGCCCAGCCUGACGGCCAGCCUCUACUCCGACCACAGCUGGGUGGUGAUGCCGCGCGUGUCGGUGCCCCCCUACCCCAUCGCGGGGGGCGUGGACGACCUGGACGAGGACACGCCUCCCAUCAUCUCACAGUUCUCCACGACCACCAUGAUCCGGCCCACGCUGACGCGCAACAGCAGCAUGUGCCGUUCCCGCCGCAGCCUCCUGAGCUCCCCGCAGUCCUCGCUGAUCUCCGCCGACCCGGACCUGCUGUCUAUGGCCAGCUCACCCCCCUCCUAUCGCCCCGAGGCAGAUGACGAACAUAUCAUGUUCAGCUCGGAUAGGAGGGGGUACGUAGCUGUGGCCGGAACGCCGCGGAAUGGUUUUACAGUUUGGACUCACAGAGAACCAGCUCAGGAGGGCAGCUCCGACACCGACUCCCUCAACUCCUCCCUGGGCCGCAAGCAGCUGCACAACCCCUGCACGCCGGGCUCGGAGACCCCGUACCGCCGGAUCUCCCGGGAGGAGCUGCUGCUGUUCAGCCAGGACCUCCCCGAGUCCAUCUCCACCACCUCCAUCGCUCACACCAGCAGCAGCAGCAGCAGCAGUCUCAGGGACUCCACGCCUCCUCCUCAGACCUCCACCCCGUCCGGACCCCCCUCCACGUCCCCCUCCCCGGCCUUGGAGCACCACCCAUUUGCACAGAGUGGCUCGCCGGACCUCACCUGCACCGUACCCGAGUCUCAGAGCGCAACGUUCUCGCGGGGGAACGCCGCCUCCCCCACGGGAAAGGGCGUGUACAACGGCAUCCUGGAGAAGUCCUACAGCUUCAGCCAGCUGCCUGCAGGCAUGCUGCCCAACGUGGGGCGCCACCCGUCCAUUACCUCCCUGGACUCAGAGGGCCGCAGUGUGGGAAGGGAUUACAAGCUCCAGAGCACCUCCUCCCAGGACUCCAGCGACAAUGGAGAGAAAAUCAAGCGCUCCUCCUCUAAAAUUAAAAACCUAUUUAAAAAGAAAAAAUAAAACCUUCAAGAUGAGAUAGUGAUACAAACAUAGAGUUGUUUUACCCCUAAUGCUAAAAAACUGACAUCUCUGCAAGCUGAACACUCCUGUUUUCAUUUUUGUCAUCUAACAUGGAAUGUAGCUGGUCUGGACGCAGUAAAUGCCCCAGGCUCAUAGCCUUAUAUCUCAAAAAUGCCUUUCGUUUUUUAGUUCACUCAUAGCAUCACAGGAAAAGCUGGAUAAGUCUGUGAAGGGUCAAAGGUCAUCCAGACAGCCAAGACGCACGACCUGCUCACUGUCUUUAGCCAAACGAAGUUCAAGAGCGUGAAGGUGCAUCAUACAUUUAUUUACAAGCACAUGAGGUUUAGUGUUUCACCGCGGUCGUCGUUCAGAACAACGUUCUACGGAAGUAUUUAGUACACAGCACUUGAAUAUCAUCCAGAACUUGUACUUUGUUUUAUUUCCUUUUGAGAAAAAAAAUCCUGCUAAAAGUUUGUUGCACUAAUGCUUUCCUGGUUUUCUGGGAAGGAGCCGCUGAUGAGAGGACGACGUGGGCAGCGGCAGUGAAGACGCAGCGCCAGCUUCCGGAGCCGGUACCUGCUAAUCUGACGUCUUCGGUGCCGCCGCUCCCGCAUCGUUAGUUCUUAGAGAUGUUUUUACAUAGAUUUUUAUUGGUGGGGGGGUCCAAAGAAAUGAUCCUAGCGAAGGAGGUUUCGUGAAUAUGCAGAAUUAACCCGCACCAGUCAUUUCCCCUGUAAUCUAGCUCUGCCGUAUUACUUGAUCAACUGCGUUCUGUAGCCAUGCCAACAUAAUAUGUCCAGUUUUCGUCUUAAAUCCUUCUGCCUCCCUUUGAAAAGCUGGUGUGAUUCUCAGAUAAUUCUUUGGUGGGAGUGGUGCCGUACCCACGUGGUAUUUAAGGAUACUUGAUGGAGAGCAGGAGGAGAGAAGAGUUUCUCUAAUUGACUGCUGACUCCACCGUCUCUACUGUACUGUGCUCGAACACUGAGGAUUAACUGUUUAAUCCAGAUCUGAGUGAUAACACAGAGACCUGCCCCCCCCCCCCCCCCCCCCCCCCCCCCCCAGCCCCACACACUAAGCUCGAAGCCGACCCAUGCAAUACAACCGUGCUCCCCACCUCUGGGCCUGCACCGAGCGCACUGAUGUCAAGAGCUCCUGCUUCACACUGUGAUUUCUGCCUUCUUCCCCCUCUUCAUCCCGGACCCGGCUGCGACUCGGCGCCGCGGGCCCGCCCGCGCGGCCACGUAGGCUGAGGCUCGAUGGCGCGACCCCCCUCGCGAGGUCUGUCUGGGCGACGGAACGGCGACGUGACACGAGGAUCCAGUGGCAUCUGUUUCUAAAGAAGAAAUAUAUAUUUGGAAAGUUGCGAACGAUACAGCACAUAAUGAAGGAAAUAUACCUGAGAGACAUGGAUUCAAUGAAUGUUUACAAGACUAUAGGGUUUUUUGAGAACAUUUUGUGUGUGAAUAUUUGUAUACUGUAGAGGAAUUAAUAAAAAAUGGAGGCAUCGGG
This is a messenger RNA of Betta splendens (Siamese fighting fish), 5261 nucleotides long. RefSeq names its product stromal interaction molecule 2b (gene stim2b). The record is from RefSeq and is a predicted model, not a curated record. Gene Ontology annotation, molecular function: calcium channel regulator activity; calcium ion binding; protein binding. Lineage: Eukaryota; Metazoa; Chordata; Actinopteri; Anabantiformes; Osphronemidae. Gene Ontology annotation, biological process: store-operated calcium entry; intracellular calcium ion homeostasis; activation of store-operated calcium channel activity. Gene Ontology annotation, cellular component: plasma membrane; endoplasmic reticulum. The transcript has 12 exons. The coding region runs from base 1428 to 3752 and encodes 774 amino acids.